CGAGGAUUUAUCAACCAGACAUCGUUGGUCUUGCUCCUUCACGGCAGAUUUGUCCGGUGCCCUCCGCAAUGAGUCAAUUGUGGCUAGUCGUUGCUCGACGGGUCCGUCAAUUCAUCAACCAGAAAUAUCGAAGGCACUCCCCAGCCGUGAAGCUAGGAGCAUUUGGACCUCCUGCCUGACGUGUCAUCCCUGACGGCCGCCAUGAGACCGUCAGAACGGACCGUAGAGCAGGAUACCGAAAUGUUCAUCACGUGGCGGAGGCCAUAUCUAUCAAGAAUAUGUGAGUGGCAUCCAUAUCCAAACGGAACAAAGCCUCGGCUGAAGAAAAGUGUGCUCUCUGUACACAUACACACGUGUCGACAAGCAGAAUGUCACACAAGGCCGUCGCUUUGCGACACCUGCAAUGCCAUCCAUCCAUCCAGCCGUGCUGUGGAAUACCAUCCCCUCCAUCUAUUCACGCGAUGCAAAAAGCAUACAGACGCUGCUCUCGCCCCAACCUCCAGCAUCUUCCACCGAAACGCUCUCGCACCCUGUCGAUCUGUGCAGCUACACACAUGCGUGUCAGUGUGUUGUGUGUCGGGCAGCAGCCCAGCGUCUGUGCGAUGGCAGCAGACCUUACAAUGAAUACGUUACAGUCGCAGGAAGAGACGGUGGGUGGAUUACGUACGCAAUGCAUCCGCUCCCGCGUUGCUAUUGCACUCAGAUCAGGCAGGCUAUGUAUAGGUAGACAGUGAGAGAGAGAGGAUGUAUUGACAGAGUGGAAGGGGAAAGGAGGCGAAGCCAGCCCCCCCCCCCCCUCUCUGUGUGCGUGUGAUUGUGAUUGUGUGCGGUCUGUCUUCAGAAGAGUGCGGGGAAGGGCGUGAGUUUGGGCAGGAAGGCGUAUGUGUGUGCCUUGUAGGCCUCGAAGCCGGGGUACCGCGAGAGCGACUUGUCCUUCUUGGUGGCAUUGGGGACGAACACCCCCAGCCACCACACCAGACACACACACCAACCGACCCAGCUCUUGGCCAUCAUGCAGUACCUGACACACACACACGCACACAUCACAACACAACACAUUUGUCUGCAGCCAGCGAGUCGCGACUCACCCGGCGUAGAUCAGGACCUCCCCGAGGUAUCCUGGGUUGCGUGUGCGCUGGUACAUGCCAUCGGUGAUAAGGCCCUUCCUGUACUUGAGCAUGCAGUACGUCUGCGCGUCCGUCACGAACUGAAUGAACCAACCAUAGAAUUGAAUGGCGUCACAGUAGUCGACAAGGAGAGGCGGCUUGGCUUUCCUUCUCUCUCUCCAAGCCAGCCAGCCCACCUACAUUUAGGAAGAUGCCCCACAUAAAGGAGAAGAGCGCCAGGCCGAUGCGCCAGGGGGGCAGCUCGCGAGUGGUCCACGCCUGUCGUGAGUGACACAACAGAGGACGGAUGGAAGAACACACACACACAGAAGUGGGGUUGCGGUAGGUAAGUGUGAGUGUCUGUCGUGGGCCGGCCUUACGAGGGCUACGGCGAUGGAGAGGUAGCUGUUGGCCAUCGUGAAGGUCAUCCAGAACUCGGCGUUGCCCAGCUCGAACUCAAAAUUCUGCCACACACAUCAAUCACACAUAUCAGUGAGUGAUGCCUCCCUCCUGUGCGCCGCGCCCAUUCUUCCGCUGCUCUGCUCACCUUGAAGGGGAAGGUCUGCACCCACCGAGCAAAGCACACAAAGCGCCACAGCAGCAAGCAGAAAGUGCACACAAUGCCGGCCGGCGUCUGUCGAUCGAUCUGUGUGGUGGGUGUUGGGUGCGCUGCGCUCACCGAGUAGAUGGUGAUCCAGAAGAGGGCGUAGCAGGUGUGCAUGACGAAGUACACCACAAUGGGCAGCUCGUAGUUGUUGAAAGCCACCAUCAUCAGCAUGAUGAAGACGGGCACAAACGCCUUGUGGAGAUUGAUGGCCUGGUUCGCUGAUCAAGUGACACACACAGGCCAACCACACACACACACACACGCGUGUACAACGGACCGUCAGCACACCCUCCCUCCCUUCCUCCCCUUCCGCGUGUCUGUCUUUCGUUGUCUUCUUACUUACUUGUCUUAAAGCCGAAUGUGGGUCCGAAUCUGAUGUCCGCUAUAUCAGUGCCAUAGAGGGGGCCCGACGGCUUGGCCGCCGCCUCAUCCUUCUUGACAGCGGCGUCCAGCUGCUCAGUGCUGCCACUGGCAGUGCUGGGGGGCGUGCGGGUGUCGGGAGGCGCCAUUGUCACUGUGCUGUGCGCUGGUCAGGUGUGUUGUCAGAAGGUCAAAGGGGCCCACUGCGCUCCGAAGAAUCUGAAAAGAUGAAGGCUCAGAGUGCUGGCUCCACCCCGACGAUGUCACGUGUGUGUGUACGUUGAGCUGACGUCAGAUCUCCCCGCUUGUG
Vitrella brassicaformis is the source of this 2383-nucleotide messenger RNA. NCBI's taxonomy places the organism in Eukaryota, Vitrellaceae. The record is from the annotation of a GenBank genome assembly.